Molecule: messenger RNA, 1619 nt
Organism: Lotus japonicus
Lineage: Eukaryota; Viridiplantae; Streptophyta; Magnoliopsida; Fabales; Fabaceae
Product: telomere repeat-binding factor 1
Exons: 7
Coding region: 189-1091 (300 amino acids)
Biological process (GO): nucleosome assembly
Cellular component (GO): nucleosome
Molecular function (GO): double-stranded telomeric DNA binding
Source: RefSeq, a predicted model, not a curated record
GAUUAGGUGAUAUAUAUUUCAUGAAGUUAGGGUCUUCCUGAACUGUUGUCUGGUUAGGGCACUUGGCGCGGCAUGCAAACAAAACUGGGAAUCUCUAAGCACCGAUCGAUUUCUCACCUUCCAAUCCCAAUUUCCUCGUUUUCCUUCAAUUCCCAUUAAGCUGAGAGAAUAUUUUUUGUGCUACUCUGAUGGGUGCUCCCAAGCAAAAAUGGACUGCUGAAGAGGAAGCAGCACUUAAAGCUGGGGUGGUCAAGCAUGGAGUUGGUAAAUGGCGUACGAUACUCAAGGAUCCGGAGUAUAACAGUGUCUUAUAUCUGCGGUCGAAUGUGGAUCUCAAGGAUAAAUGGAGGAAUCUGAGUGUGAUGGCAAAUGGAUGGACCUCCAGGGAAAAGUCUAGGUUGUCAGUCAGAAGGGUGCAUCAGAACGCAAAACAGGACGACAACUCUAUGGCUGUCACUGUUGUUCCAAGUGAUGAAGAAAUUGUUGAUGUUAAGCCUCUUCAAGUUUCAAGAGAUAUGGUUCAGGUUCCUGGUCCAAAAAAGUCUAUUGUAAGGUUGGAUAACCUUAUACUGGAAGCAAUAACUAGUUUGAAAGAGCCUGGUGGUUCUAACAAGACAAAUAUUGCUGCUUACAUAGAGGACCAAUACUGGGCGCCGUCAGACUUCAAAAUGUUGUUGUCCGCAAAAUUGAAGUUUUUGACAGCUAGUGGAAAACUGAUCAAGGUAAAGCGCCGGUAUAGGAUUGCACCUACUACUCCAGCAUAUCCAGAGAGAAGAAGAAACUCAUCCAUGUCAUUAUUAACUGGGAGGCAGAAAGCCUCUGUGAACCUUGAGAAGGAUGAGGCCAACAUCCAGACAAAGUCUCAGAUAGAUGUAGAAAUAGCAAGGUUAAGGUCCAUGACUCCACAAGAAGCAGCUGCAGUUGCUGCUCGAGCAGUCGAGGAAGCAGAAGCCGCCAUAGCAGAAGCUGAAGAGGCAGCCCGAGAGGCAGAGGCUGCAGAAGCUGAGGCGGAGGCUGCAGAAGCUUUUGCACAAGCUGCAAUGAAGACCAUGAAAGAGAGAAACACCCCAAAGAAGAUUAUACCUUCUUGAUGAUAGUCGGAUGAAUUGGACAAGAUGAACCAUGGCACUGACUGGGACAGACAGCCAGAUACAUAUUUAUAUCUUGCUGGCAUAUAUUGCAGACACUUUUGUAGUGACUCUGCAGGUUUCGCUUUUUGUUAGAAGAUUAUCCUUGAAGUAUCCUUCUUGUAGAUAGAUAGAAACAUUGUUUGAAUCUUUGUUGUAGUUGUUCCAAUAUUUAUUCUAUUGCAAUUAGUGCCAGGUCACCGACCUUACAAAAGAAAAUUCAUAUGAAAGCCUGAUUUCAGAUGCACCCCUGGUUGUGGUGUUAAGGAUUAUAGGUUCAAUAUAAAUUUUCCUUGUUCCAAUAUUUAUUCUAUUGCAAUUAGUGCCAGGUCACCGACCUUACAAAAGAAAAUUCAUAUGAAAGCCUGAUUUCAGAUGCACCCCUGGUUGUGGUGUUAAGGAUUAUAGGUUCAAUAUAAAUUUUCCUUGUUCAUGUAAAUGAAUGGAUUAUGUACUGGCCAUAUUUGCGAACAAAGGUCAUUUUUUGUAUGA